Pseudoliparis swirei is the source of this 2150-nucleotide messenger RNA. RefSeq names its product La ribonucleoprotein 7, transcriptional regulator (gene larp7). The record is from RefSeq and is a predicted model, not a curated record. Gene Ontology annotation, molecular function: mRNA binding. The transcript is spliced from 13 exons. Gene Ontology annotation, cellular component: nucleus. The coding region runs from base 121 to 1824 and encodes 567 amino acids. Gene Ontology annotation, biological process: RNA processing. NCBI's taxonomy places the organism in Eukaryota, Metazoa, Chordata, Actinopteri, Perciformes, Liparidae.
AUGCUGCGACACUCAAGUUGUUCAUAUGAGGUUAGCCAGCAAGCUAACCUGUUAAUCGUUAUAUUUUGUAUAUGCAGCGGUUCAAUCUAGACGGAUUCCUCGUCUAAAAGAGGCCGCAGGAUGGCUGACACGGAGAGGGACGCUGCGAAUGCGAAACUCGGCAGCAAGAACAAGGAGACUGAGAAGAAGAAGAGGUCCCGUGUUAAACAGCUGCUGGUUGACGUGAAGAGGCAGGUGGACUUCUGGUUUGGAGACGUCAACCUCCAUAAGGACCGUUUUCUUAAAAAAAUCAUCGAUGAGUCAGAUGAUGGAUAUGUUGAUAUAUGUAUGUUGGCAAGCUUCAAUCGGAUGAAGACGCUGACCAGUGACACCAAGCUGAUUGCCAGAGCGCUGAAAACUUCUUCUGUCGUUGAGGUUAACCUCAAGGGAGAUAAAGUCAGACGUCAGUUUCCGAUUGGAGACGUACCAAAUGAUGUCGACGAACGCACAGUCUAUGUGGAACUCUUGCCCAAAGAUGUGACUCACAGCUGGAUAGAGAGAGUGUUCACGACAUGCGGCAAUGUGGUUUAUGUCAGCGUCCCGAGAUACAAGAGCUCUAACGACGCCAAGGGCUUUGCCUUCGUAGAGUUUGAGACGUUGGAACAGGCACAGAAAGCCAUAGAGAUGCUGCACAAUCCCCCUGAAAAUGCUGUGAGGAGGCCGGGGAUUUUCCCUAAGUGGAAAAAUAAGAAGUCGGUCCCUCUGCCAGCCGACAUACCACCAUCAGGUGAGGAAGACGAGAAGAAAAAGAGAAAGAGAAAGAGAAAGAAGGAAGGUGCCUCUCUUGCUGAAGACUCCAGAGAGCAAGACAGGGACGCAGGGCCGCCGGAGCUAAAGAGGAAACGCCUGGAAGAGGGGGAUUCUGAAUCGGACGUCGCCGCCACUCUGAAGACACCGGAAAAACUGUCGGAUACAAAAAAACGACGGUGCCAGACGGCAGAGGAAUCCGCUGGUGACAUGCCGUCUAAGAUGAGGAGGACGAGUGAAAGUGAAGCUGGAGAGAAGGAGAUGGAUUUAGCUAAGCCUAAUACUCCCACUAAAAGUGACACGGAGGGAGGUGUUGAAGAAGGGAAAGAAAACCGAGACGAUUCAGCAGUUAAAGCGAAGAGGAAGAGAAAUAAGAAACACAGGGAAAAGCUGAAAAUAGGGGAAGAAGUCAUCCCGCUCCGGGUUCUGUCCAAGAAAGAGUGGCUUGAGUUGAAGGACGAGUAUCUGGCCUUGCAGAAGUGCAGCAUGACGUCCUUGAAGAAGUGCAUCAAUAGGAUCGAUCACAAGGAGCACGCGAGUCCACAGGAGAAAACCAACGACCCUCAAGACGGUAACGUUGUGAAGGGUGAGAAGAGUGAGAAGAGUGAGAAGAGAGAGAAGGAGAUUAACCAAGGCCCUCAGUUUACCAGCGGCGUCAUCAUGAAGAUCACGGACAACAAGCCGCUGCCAGGGAGGAAGUUCAUCAAGGAUGCUCUGAGCAAAAUAUCCCAGGUAGCUUACAUUGACACCUUGGACGGCGACACCGAGGGUUUCAUCCGCUUCCACACCCCGGAGGAUGCUAAGACCGUCAGUGAGGCGAGAGCAGAGCUCCAGAAAGAGCACAGCUGGAAGGUCGAGAUUCUCGCAGGGGACCAUGAACAACGGUACUGGCAGAAGAUCCUCGUGGACCGCCAAGUCAAGCUCAAUCGUCCGAGGGAAAAGAAGAGGGGCACAGAGAAGCUCAUAUCCAAAGCCGAAAAAAUCAUCCUCGCCCGGGCCAAGGAGGCCUAUAAGCACAUCCGUUUCCAAGAAGACUGACAGCUGCCGACGCCGCCUUAGACGACCGUACAUGUUUAGCCAUGUGGACUUUACGUCAUGUGAUGUGAAGCGGACACUCUAUGUUAAUGCACACCGGACCGGAUGGGAAACCUGAACACACGUAACCAGUUAUAAAUGUCCCCUUAUCUUCUGUUUGCACUGGAGUUUAGCAAACUUUUUUCUUCUUUUAAUUGUUUUUACUGAAAGCGUCUGUGUACGAUGUAGAUAUGACUGUUUUAAAGGUUCUCCCAGUAAAGAUGUAUCCAAUCAAUGCAUUUCCUUUUGAGGAUAUUUUCGUUUUUUAAUAAAAAAUAUAAUUCUUUGAA